Molecule: messenger RNA, 462 nt
Organism: Caenorhabditis elegans
Lineage: Eukaryota; Metazoa; Nematoda; Chromadorea; Rhabditida; Rhabditidae
Gene: cnc-6
Product: CaeNaCin (Caenorhabditis bacteriocin)
Exons: 2
Coding region: 3-299 (98 amino acids)
Source: RefSeq, marked reviewed
AAAUGAGGUCUACAAGCCUUCUUAUCUUAUUAUUCUGCAUUUUAGCUACCGUAUUUAGUGCUCCAAAGGCUCCGGAGCGAGGCCAGUUGGCUCAAGCUGAGCAAGUGCAGGGACCUUAUGAUGUAGAGCUUGAUGGAGCUGAUGACGCACCUCACGAUCGAUCCAAACGAUGGGGAGGCUGGGGAUGGGGCCGCCCGAUGUGGGGAGGCGGUUGGGGGCGCCGCGGAUGGGGUGGCGGCUGGGGACGUCGUGGAUGGGGUGGUUACGGUGGAUACGGUGGAUAUGGAUGGGGACGUUAAGCAACCCGCAUCAAUCGAUAAUUUACUCUUAAUUUUGCAAUUAUUUAUCGCAAAAAAAUUAUUAUAAUUUUGUUUCUAUUCUAAUCCAAUUUGUUGUAUCAACAUGAUUUUUUUCGAAACUUUUCAUGAAAAAAAAACUUAUAAAUAAACUUGUCUAUAAUUU